GAUUUCCCAUAGUGCCUUGCGAGUGGCGGGCAUGAGAGUAAACUACAGAGGGUCACCAGCGGGUUCUGUUCGUCAUUGUUGGAGUUCUGUUGUGCCGCGGGGGUGUAGGAAGGUGGCGCCUGGUCGCUGCCUUGUAAGUUGGUGCAAUGGCGUUUUUCCGGGGCGUGUGGAGCGUGCUGAGUGCACUGGGAAAGUCCGGAGCGGACCUCUGCGCGGGCUGUGGAAGUCGGCUGCGCUCUCCCUUCAGUUUUGCAUAUGUACCGAGAUGUUUUUCAUCCACCGUGAAUAGUUAUCCAAAGAAGCCUCUGACUUCAUACGUUCGAUUUUCUAAAGAACAGCUACCCAUAUUUAAAGCUCAGAACCCAGAUGCGAAAAAUUCAGAACUAAUUAGAAAAAUUGCCCAGCUAUGGAGGGAACUUCCUGAUUCAGAGAAAAAAAUAUAUGAAGAUGCUUACAGGGCAGACUGGCAGGCAUACAAAGAAGAGAUAAACAGAAUUCAAGAACAGUUAACUCCAAGUCAGAUUGUAUCUUUGGAAAAAGAAAUCCAGCAAAAACGUUUAAAAAAGAAAGCAUUAAUAAAAAAGAGAGAGUUAACAAUGCUUGGAAAACCGAAAAGACCUCGCUCAGCUUACAACAUUUAUAUAGCUGAAAGGUUCCAGGAACAUAAGGAUGGUACAUCACAGGUAAAGCUGAAGACUAUAAAUGAAAACUGGAAAAAUCUCUCCAGUUCUCAAAAGCAAGUGUAUAUUCAACUUGCUAAUGAUGAUAAAAUUCGUUAUUAUAAUGAAAUGAAAUCUUGGGAAGAACAGAUGCUUGAAGUUGGACGAAAUGAUCUUCUACGUCGCACAGUAAAGCACCAAGCAAAAAAUGGCAUUGAAGAGUAUUAAAAUAGAAGAUUGAGUUAUGUUCAUAAUGGAUAGACACAAGAAACCAAUUAGGUCUCCAUAUCUGAUGCUGUUGAAAAUUAGAAAGGAUAAAGUUGGUGAACAUUUUAUAUUUAAUUCCUUUUUCUUUAGCCCAUGGACUUCUGCCAGUUCAAUACAUUUUGUAUUAGUAUCUUGCUUUGGAAAACCCAAACAGAUAAAAAGUUCAUGUGAAAUUUACUUUGUGUUAAGGAACUACUGAGAAUUACAAUAAUCCAUGAAAUGCAGUAGUGAAUCAUUUUACCUUUGAUAAAGGUAAAUCAGACUGUGAAGUUUUUCUUACUUGAUGACUGGAAAGAGUAUUCUUGUUUCCUUAUAUAUAUAUGGAGGCAGGAGUUUCAUAUUCAAAAGUGCCCCAAAUUGUAGAAGUCAUGGUGUUUUAUGAUACAGUUGUACAUGUUUAAAAGAGGGGUGCCUGGGUGGCUCAGUCGGUUUUACAUCUGAUCUUGGUUUCGGCUCGGGUCAUGGUCUCACAGUUCAUGAGUUUGAGCCCUGCAUCCGGCUUUGCUCUGAUGGUGUGGAGCCUGUUUGGGAUUCUCGCCCUCCGCCCCCCACCCCCCGCCCCCGCCCUUCCCUCACCUGUUCUCUCUCUCUGACCCUCCCCGCUCGUACCCUCUCUCUUUCUCUCUCUCUCAAAAUAAAAGAGCACCCAGUACUCAUCUAUGUAAAUGCCAAUUCCUAGGUAUAAUUCAUAUAUUCAGAAUUGAUAGUUGUACUUGCAAGGAAUUGCUGGUUUCAGUUGCAACUUUUUAUAAAAGGGAUGGAGAGAUUUAUAAACGUUUUCCUUAUUGCCUUGUUUCCUAAAGUAAAAACCAAGAAAUUGUGUACCAAAUCUAUGCAUAUUGUUUUAUAUUGCAUAGAAUAAAAAUUUUAAAUGUUUCCUAAUUAUAUGUUUUAGGGUGAAAGAUUCAUUUUGCAAAAAUUUUUCCUGUCUUCUUUUUUAAGUAGGGAUAUGUAUUCUGAAUUAUUUUCUCUGUCUCACAUGAGUGUAUUUAUCCAGGAAGUAGACAACUUGUCUAGUAUAAGUUUUAAAAUGAGAGAUCUAAAAAACAAAAGUCUCCAAUGUUUUUAGACUUGGAAUUUAAACAUUUUGUGUAACAUAUAAAAGCCCAUAUAAGGUAUAGCCAACUCUGGUCUGUGGGCCAAAUCCAGCCCAAUGCCUGCUUUUCAUGGCCUGUGGGCUAAGGAUUGUGUUUACAGUUUUAAGUGGUUAAAAACAAUUUUUCAAAACACACAAAAAUUAAAAGAGAUUUGGUGUCCAUAAAUGAAAUUUUAUUGGAACACAGUUGUACUUACUCUUUUCCUCAUGGUUUAUGGCUACUUUUGUGGAACAGUGUUGAAUAGUUAUUUCAGAGACUGUGUAGCCUGCCUAAAGCCUGCCUAAAAUAUUUACUAUCUGACCCUUUACAAAGAAAGUUUGUCAACCUGUGGCCUUUAGUAUAGACUAGUGUGACUAGUGUUCUAUGUGUAAACUACUAGUGUCCAGUGUAUAAUUGUUAGUAAUAGUUCUAUAAAACUCUUUUCAGAGGUUGUUUUAGAAUCUUUGUCACCAUUAUCUUAAGAGGAAAGAAGUCAAAUCACUGAAGAAGCUGAGCAAAGUUGCUCCACAGUGUUAGCAAGGAAAAUACUCUUUAGUUUCAAAUUAUAUUAGUAUAAUAAAAAAGGUCCAUAUAGUGCGGGAUGAGAUUCUUUCAAAUUAUUUGUUAUGGCUUAGUAAAAGCUUCAUGAGCUUUCCAGUUAGUAUAUACCACAUACCUUAUCAACUUUUAGCAUUUGUUUAUCCUCUCUGGGGAGUCAAGCAAAGGUUUUCAAAAUCUAUACCACCUUUUGAUUAAAAUCAUUCAUCUUUCACCAUCAGUUCACAGGAACAGGAUAACUCAAAAUUUAUAUGCACUUAAUUUUAUGCUAAAUAUGGAGAAAAAUUGUAGCUUCUAAAUCUCCAGAAAAACUCUGAAGAUUUUUGUAGUUUCUAUAUAGAAAAUCAGUACAAAGUCAUGAAAAGAUAACUUGUAUAUAAUAAGCUUGACAAAAGUAGGGACUGAAGAGAAAAAUAGAACUUAAGAGGAAGAAUAAGAUUUAAACAUAUAAAGUUGGGUGUUUUCAAAGUUUCCCCUGUGGUUACAAAUACAGGAUGGUCUGCCAUUAGUUAAAUGGAUAUGCCAUGAAAAAAAAAUAGAUAUAGCGUGAUUCUGAGGCUAGAAGGAUUUGGGGAAAGAAGAGGAGGUACACUACUAGUGUCUAUCAGUCUUUAUUAUUAGGGUUUCCAGGAAAGAAUUAAGCCCUCAUUCCCUGUGGCAUCUAGAAAGGUACUGAUUAUGUACCAUCUUGAGAAUGGAGAAAGUCAUCAGUGAAAUAAUUUACUGUGUUCUGUGCUUCACAUGAGCCCAAGGAGCACAUACGAGUCCGUGUUGAUAGUACAAUAUUCAUUGUAGAAUGGGUAAGAUAGAGAAAUGAAUUUUGUAAAUAUCUGCCUGGACAAAUGUAGUACAAAACAUAUCUUCACAAUUACCUUCUGGGCGCUUUUAACAUUUAACUACCUACGUAUGGUAUUUUAUACAGAACACAUUCAAAUCAUAUCUUUCCAAGUAUAUUGGGAAAUCCAGUAUCCGGUAAGUUCUCAAGUAGUUACACUCUCAUAUUGGAAAAAGAAGUAUGAAACAGUGGCUAGAGCCGAACCACAUUAUGAUAAUACUUUAUUGGGUAUUGAUAAAGUUGGGUAUCAUUAUAAAAUAAUGAUAAUUUAUUGGGUUUUCUUCAUUUCUAAAAGAAUGUUACUGUUAAUACUUUAAAUAUUGGAAUAUCUGAGUCCACACCUUAAUAAACUUCAGUACAUGCGGAA
Molecule: messenger RNA, 3762 nt
Organism: Lynx canadensis (Canada lynx)
Lineage: Eukaryota; Metazoa; Chordata; Mammalia; Carnivora; Felidae
Gene: TFAM
Product: transcription factor A, mitochondrial
Exons: 7
Coding region: 147-887 (246 amino acids)
Molecular function (GO): transcription cis-regulatory region binding
Source: RefSeq, a predicted model, not a curated record